AAUGUGAGUGACUUUCAAAUAUUUCAAAAACUAUUUUAGUUUUAAAACGAAACUGUUUUCUAGAUUUUUGUUUAAAUCAUAAAAAUUUAAAUAAUAAAACAAAUACACAAUGUUUUACUUAUGGAUGACUUUAAUAUUGAUGUACAUAAUGGCCGUUGAGUGCAAACCAAAAAUAAUCCCGUGCUCAAACCAUAACCGGAAACAGGAGGUAAGGGUCACGCCGUGCACUACAAACCCCUGUAUACUAACAAAGGGCACGACCGGCACGUUUGAGGUGGUCUUCGAGGCGCCCGACGAUUCGCAGAGACUGACCGCUCAGAUGUCGGCCAUCAUCGGUGGUCUACGACUGCCGGCCCCGCACUUUGACCGCAACGUCUGCAACGGUUACGGAGUCCAGUGUCCGGUCACUAGAGGUCAAGAAUAUCGCUAUAAGUAUGUGAUGAAAGUGUUGGCCGAAUACCCG
Medioppia subpectinata is the source of this 463-nucleotide messenger RNA. The record is from the annotation of a GenBank genome assembly. NCBI's taxonomy places the organism in Eukaryota, Metazoa, Arthropoda, Arachnida, Sarcoptiformes, Oppiidae.